AUGGUGAUGUGUUCAGGUACCUCUUCUCUCCAGGAGCAGGUGUUUCUUCUCGGUGUCACAGUUCUCCAAAGUGCGCGUUGCGGCGCGGUGCGGUGCGGCGCGGUGGUCCUGCGUCACAGGAAUCACGGGAGGCUCAUCACGCCCGUUGAGUCCAAACUGAGGGGGGGGUCUGAGGGUCUCAUCAAGUUCCCCGGUCACAGGUCCUGCAACAUGAACGUAAUGCGGCUUGUCGCAUUUUGUGAGGGCGAACAACCGGACAAGACGAACUUUCCGUUCUCGGAUGGCACCGGGAGGACGUUUGGGACAAGUUUCGGUUUGCGAAGUCGACAUGAACUUCAAGCCGCGGGGAAACUCAAGCGAUUAUAUUCGCAUCGCUUUAAUCCGGUGUCCGAUGUGAACGUACCAUUAGAGUUACCUCGUUCCCCUUAUUCUUCAAGGUUGAGGAAGAUGAACGUCCAGACUCCCAUUGGGGUCACAAUCUCGGUGUACCCGGGUCACCAGACGGAGGGCUUCUUGGAUCAGGUGCUGCUGGCCAGUGUGGUGGUAGAGCGAUGGUACAUGGCUCCCGGCGUCCGUAGAGUCCCGAUAACAGAGGGCAGACUCACUGCAACCCUCUUCCUGCCCUCAGGACCUGGUCCUUUCCCCGGACUCUUGGACCUUUGGGGGUGGGGAGGGAAGCUGGUGGAGUGCCGGGCAGCGCUGCUGGCCUCCCACGGCAUCGCCUCCCUGGCCCUCUACUACCUCACACCUAAGGGAACUGGGAAAAUGGUGGAUAAUGAUUACUUUGAGACGGCCUAUAGAGUCCUGGAGCAGCAUCCUCAGAUCCUCGGCAGCAGGAUCGCCAUGUUGGGUCUUUCCUUCGGCGCCGGUGUCACCCUCAGAAUGGCUGUUUACUCCAAAGUUCUCAAGCUCAGCUGUGCAGUGUGUAUCAAUGGGAGUCAUGUGCAGCCGAUUGACGGACCUCUGGAACAAAUAAUUACUUACUUUAACAACAACGUUGAGAAGGCUCACUAUGACGAGGAUAACCAACUGAUCUGGAGAGAUCUGCAGCUGCCCAUCCCCACAGACCCCUCACUCAAAGUGGACGUGGGACGACUGCAGUGUCCUCUGCUGCUCAUCGUCGGUGAGGACGAUCAGAACUGGCCCUCCUACGAGUCUGCAAUGGACAUGAGAGAGAUGAUGGAGCGAGCGGGGANCUUCAGGAGGACGCGUCACUGCGACACUGCUGCGUUAUAUAUUUCCAUCUCUGCGUGGGAGAGCCAGCGUCUCUGUUUAUGA
Messenger RNA from Notothenia coriiceps (black rockcod), 1278 nucleotides. Its product is annotated as acyl-coenzyme A thioesterase 5-like. NCBI's taxonomy places the organism in Eukaryota, Metazoa, Chordata, Actinopteri, Perciformes, Nototheniidae. The transcript has 10 exons. Bases 1 to 1278 code for a protein of 425 amino acids. Gene Ontology annotation, molecular function: fatty acyl-CoA hydrolase activity. Gene Ontology annotation, biological process: acyl-CoA metabolic process; fatty acid metabolic process. The record is from RefSeq and is a predicted model, not a curated record.